Varanus komodoensis (Komodo dragon) is the source of this 2919-nucleotide messenger RNA. It is a transcript of the gene SHMT1, whose product is annotated as serine hydroxymethyltransferase 1. The transcript has 12 exons. Gene Ontology annotation, biological process: folic acid metabolic process; L-serine catabolic process; purine nucleobase biosynthetic process. The coding region runs from base 239 to 1699 and encodes 486 amino acids. Gene Ontology annotation, cellular component: nucleus; cytosol; cytoplasm. Gene Ontology annotation, molecular function: mRNA regulatory element binding translation repressor activity; glycine hydroxymethyltransferase activity; mRNA 5'-UTR binding. The record is from RefSeq and is a predicted model, not a curated record. Lineage: Eukaryota; Metazoa; Chordata; Lepidosauria; Squamata; Varanidae.
UGUGCGAUGUCUCGGGUUGCUCUGAGCAGACGGCCUUGUCAGCCGGUGCCCCCGAAUGACUGUUCCUGGAGAACAGCCGCCCGCUGUGCUCACGUCCAGGGGAGCAACAGGCGCUUUGGGCAGGCCGUGAAAGACUCUUACGCUGCCCGUAGCUCAGUGGUAAACAUUAGACCAGGUCAGGGUCUCCACAAGGUCUUGGCAUUCUGCUCCGAGUCUUCUCUCGCCGACCAGCCCUGCCAUGGACCGCCACAUCAUGGCCAACGGAGACCACGGCACUAAGGCGCUCUGGGCCUCCCACAACAGGAUGGUGUUGGAGCCUCUGGAUACCAACGACCCGGAGGUCCACAACAUCAUCAAGAAGGAGAAGCAGAGGCAGAGGCAGGGGCUGGAGCUGAUCGCGUCCGAGAACUUCGCCAGCCGGGCCGUCCUGGAGGCCUUGGGCUCCUGCCUGAACAACAAAUACUCCGAAGGAUACCCGGGACAACGGUACUAUGGAGGGACAGAGUUUGUGGAUCAGCUGGAGAGGCUGUGUCAGAAGAGGGCUCUGCAGGCUUAUGGGCUAGACCCUCAGAAGUGGGGCGUCAACGUCCAGCCCUACUCAGGGUCCCCUGCAAACUUUGCUGUCUACACCGCCCUGGUGGAGCCCCAUGGAAGGAUCAUGGGCUUGGAUUUGCCCGAUGGGGGGCACCUGACCCACGGCUUCAUGACGGACAAGAAGAAGAUCUCGGCCACCUCGAUCUUCUUUGAGUCCAUGCCCUACAAGGUCAACCCCCAAACGGGCUACAUUGACUACGACCGACUAGAAGAGAACGCCCGCUUGUUCCACCCCAAGCUGAUCAUUGCAGGGGUCAGCUGCUACUCGCGGAACCUGGACUACGCCCGCAUGCGGAAGAUCGCGGACGAGAACGGGGCGUACCUGAUGGCCGACAUGGCCCACAUCAGCGGGCUGGUGUCGGCUGGAGUGGUGCCGUCGCCCUUCGAGCACUGCGACGUGGUCUCGACCACGACCCACAAAACCUUGCGGGGCUGCCGGGCUGGAAUGGUCUUCUUCCGAAAAGGCGUGCGCAGCGUGGAUCCCAAAACCGGCAAGGAAACCCUGUACAAUCUCGAAAGCCUCAUCAACCAGGCGGUGUUUCCUGGGCUCCAGGGCGGGCCCCACAACCACGCCAUCGCUGGAAUCGCUGUUGCUCUGAAGCAAGCCAUGACUCCGGAAUUCAAAGCCUACCAGAAGCAGGUCGUCGCCAACUGCAGGGCGCUCUCCAACACCCUCAUCGGUCUGGGGUACCACAUUGUCACUGGCGGCUCCGACAACCACCUGAUCCUGGUGGACCUGCGCAACCGCGGCACCGACGGCGGACGGGCAGAGCGGGUCCUCGAGCUCUGCUCCAUCGCGUGCAACAAGAACACCUGUCCAGGAGACAAGAGCGCUUUGCGCCCCAGUGGGCUGAGGCUGGGGACCCCGGCUCUUACCUCCAGGGGAUUCUUGGAAGAGGACUUCCAAAAGGUCGCUCAUUUUAUUCACAAAGGUAUUGAGCUCACCUUGCAGGUUCAGAAUGACAUGAGCCCCAAAGCGACGCUGAGGGAGUUCAAAGAAAAACUCGUGUCUGAGGAAAAGUACCAAGCUGCACUGAAGUCUCUCAAGGAGGAGGUGGAGGCCUUCGCGGAUGCCUUCCCUCUCCCUGGCCUGCCUGUGCUGUGAGGGAUGCCCAGCCCUGGGGGGCCAGGAAACCCGCCCCUGGGCUGGGGAGAUUCUGUUGCCUUGCCAACCGCUGUCAUGCUAACUAGAUCUAAGAGGGAUCUGCCAGACCCUUUUCCCCCUUCCUCCUUCCUGUUCUUACAAGCGGGAGCUGCUUAUGCAAUCUGCUUUUUAAGCAAAUUAUCCCCACCCCUUUUUGGCAAAAAAAUGCAGUGAGAAUUACAGCACUUAGAAGGGAACCAAGCACGCACCUAGUCCAGCUUAAAAUCCUUGGUCAGUGUUAGCACUGAAUCAACAGCAUUAAUGGACGUUCCCGAAAUCAUGUUGAGCUGGGUCUUCAGAGACGCAGCCCGGGUUGCGGUGUCAGGCCGGGAAAUCACAGAGUGCAGGAUCAGACCCUGCCAAUGGUCAAGUUGCUCCUGACGUGGAGCAGAACAGAAGAGGGUGGUGACAGCAGCCCCCAAUCUGUGCCUUUUCACACAUUCGGCUAUGCAGGGGGUGGUUGGGGAAUUAUUUUUGCUUUGUAUUUUCCAUCUGUCUGUAGAAACAAAUCCAUUGUGGAUUUCUCUGACAGCCCUGUUCAUGCAUAGGGCUGAACUGACCGGAUUUCCGCAGGGUUCGCUUUCCUCUCCACGACUCCCCAAAGAAACGAGUGUCCCAGGCAGAACGGAAGCUUGGUCUAAUCAGCCGGCGAAAGGGGCCACAAAAGAUUGAUUGUCCUUGUGGCUGCUUCUCUGGAGCAGUUGGGCUGUUGUCAAGUUAGUUUUAAGAUGUAGAGCUUUUAAUGACUCAUGAUGAGGGAAGGGCCCUUGCAAGGAUGGGGGGGGCAGUGUCUAUUUUUAGUGCCCACGGAUGGCUUUUCUCCACAAGAAUUACCUGUAAAGUAACAAUGUACGUUGCCUCGACACCAAAGAAUGAGUGGCAUUUAAGCAAAUGGUUUUCAGAUACAAUUUCAUAAAAGCAGCAACACCGGGAAGACAAGAAUUCACUUCCUCUUAACUCUUGUGAACCAUUCUGCAUCCUCCAGUUCUCUCCUCCACCCCGCUUUUUAUGAGACACUUGAGCCAAGAAGUAUAAUCGGGACAAUUUUUACUGAGCACAAGAAAAUUAAGAAUUUAGCCACAGUAUAUGCCAAGGGUUUAAUAAGCUUUAAAAAAUACAACAAUAUUUUUUGUAUUUCAAAAAUAUUUGAGCCCAAAUAAAUAAUUUCUUUUUCUAAUGUA